AUGGAUUCUAUUGUUUUAGUGUUUAAUGUUGGUGAAUAUCGUCGUGAUGCUGUUAAUUUCUAUGCCGACAAAGAUUUUUUUAAUCCCGAUAAUGUUGACGCAGUAGCUGUUCGAAAUCAAUGUGCCCAACAAGCUCUUGAAGAUAUGUGCAAUUAUCUAGCCCAUGAUGGUGAAGUAGCUAUAUUUGAUGCAACAAAUACAACAUGUGGACGUCGUCAAAGUAUUUACGAAUAUUGUACGCAAACAUUUUGUUUCCGUGUGUUUUUUGUUGAAUCAAUAUGUGAUUCAUCUGACAUCAUUGAAUCGAAUAUUCGCGAAGUAAAAUUAAAAAGUCCUGAUUAUAAAGAUGUUCCACAAUCAGACGCUGUUUCGGAUUUUCUUUCACGUAUUCAACAAUAUGAAAAACGUUAUGAAACAAUUGAUGAUGUAUCAGAAAGACAUUAUUCGUUUAUUAAAAUAUUUAAUUGUGGUGAACGUUUUCUUGUGAAUAAAAUAGGCGGUCAUAUUCAAAGUCGUGUUGUGUAUUUUUUAAUGAAUAUUCAUAUUUUACCAAGAACAAUUUAUUUAACACGACAUGGAGAAUCAUCAUUGAAUCAAGAAUAUCGUCUUGGUGGUGAUCCACCAUUAUCAGCAAAUGGAAAAUUGUAUGCAGAAGCAUUAUCAGAAUAUAUGGCUCAUGAAAAUAUUCCGGAUUUAAUUGUUUGGACAAGUCAAAUGCAACGAUCUGUUCAAACAGCAGCUAAAAUCAAUGCUCCUAAAGAACAAUGGAAAGCAUUAAAUGAGAUAAAUGCUGGUAUAUGUGAAGGUUUAACAUAUAUGGAAAUAGCUGAACGUUAUCCUGAAGAACUUGUUGCUCGUGAUCAAUCGAAAUUUUAUUAUCGUUAUCCAGGAGGAGAAUCUUAUCAAGAUCUUGUCGCACGUCUUGAACCAGUUAUAAUGGAAUUAGAACGAGCUGAAAAUGUUCUUGUUGUUUGUCAUCAAGCUGUUGCACGUUGUAUACUUGGCUAUUUUCUUAAUAAGGAUGCUGAUGAACUUCCAUAUACGAAAGUACCACUACAUACAGUUAUUAAACUAACACCAGUGGCUUAUGGUUGUUUAAUGGAAUGUAUACCAUUACCAGUCGAAGCUGUUAAUACACAUCGUAAUAAACCAAAGAAUUGUCGACCUGAUCGAACACCACAAGAUGCAUUAAAUGAUUUUCUUGUCGAACAAGAUACAAGACCAGUUGCACGAACAAAAAGUGAAAUUUUUUAUAAUAGUAGUGGAACAAAAAUUAAAACAACACACAUCGAUGGAAAUCGUCUUCAGCGAAAAGACAGUACAAGUACUGAUCCAGCAUUGAAUAAUAUUUGUUCGUUAGUUCAUGAUUGUCAUUCAACACAUACAGAAUAA
Molecule: messenger RNA, 1392 nt
Organism: Rotaria sp. Silwood2
Lineage: Eukaryota; Metazoa; Rotifera; Eurotatoria; Philodinida; Philodinidae
Source: the annotation of a GenBank genome assembly